GGGGCCGGGGCCGGGCGGGGGCAAAGUUUGGGGCGGGCCCGAGGCGGGGCCGAUCCGGGGCCGAACAGGCCGCAAAGUCACUGGGACCCCCGGCAGAGCCGAGCCCAACCGGGUCAGAGCCGGGCUGGGGCUCCGGGGGCGGGGAGCGGCGAACGCGACCGGCUGGAGACCGAGCCCCGGGCGGGGAUCCCUGCGCCCCCGGGCCGCUCCGGCCUUCCCGGGCGGGCUUCGGGCGGUGGGGUGGGGGGGCCUUCCUACCCACGUGUGUGGCGAGGAAUUGUGCAGUGCCCCGAGGACAGCGGGUCCGGGCGGGUCGCACCGCGGGCAGGGAGGGCUCAGCCCGCUGGGGCGGGGGUCGGGUGCCGGAGGGCGCUGAGGCAACAGCCUGGGACCCGGGGAAGGGACGGUCCCCGUGGGGAAGGGUGAUAGUCACUUCCUCAGCCAUCAGGGUAUUAGGGAGCUCUCCCUCACGGGGAGGGACCUGUGUCAGGGAGCAGCGCGGGCAGGGAAGCGGGACCUGGACCACGCAGGGUGUAGCCGUGUCUGGGUGAUGGGGAAUUAGGGGGCAUGGGGGGUGAGAAGGCAGUAUCCUUGCUGGGAGCGCUGCUGGGGUAGGAACUGCAAAGUGGAACAAGUCUGGGCCAGCAUGUAUGUUAAAAGAACCAGAAUAUAACUGGCAGAGGCAGGGCUGGAAGGGAAGAAUCAGCACUCCUCUGGUGUCAGGCUCAGCAGGGGUUAAUGGGAAAUUCUCUACCAGCCUGAACGUUCUCUGUAGUGCAAGGGAUGCUUCCUGCUGUAGGACUAGUAAUCAACCUCUGGGAACGUGGAAAGACUUUAAAGGAAUGCAUAUGUACAGUAAAUACUGAACUGCAUCUAGCUCUAAGCUGGAGCACUCUACAUGGAGCACAGUAAAACACUGAGUGCUAAUACACAGAUUUUUAGGUGGACAGGAGGUUGCACUGGUAGGUGUUGGGGUGUGCAAAUGAUGUGCGAGUCUGGCAAGGCUGAGAGUGACCUAGAUCGGAGAGAUGCCAGGUGGAUGUUGUCCACUGAAAAGAAUCAUCCAUCACGUGUACAUAGUUCUGUGCCAGUGAAAGCUUUUCAGAGGUAUGCAUCUCUGUUUUACAGAUUCAGAGAAGGAACGGGGAUAAAGGGCCUACAUAAGAUGAAGCAAUGAAUCCUUGCUGAAGCAUCAGACAGCAGGAGCUGUUGGCCAGAUGCUGCUGGAUGCUAACAGGGGAAAGCUGACUUGGAGGCAAGCGACCAGAAAUGUUUGGACACGUCGUCACUUUGCAUCUGGCAUCUGAGUGAGUGUCCCUGCUUCAUGCGGCUUCAAAUUUGAGCCCAGGCUGGUAACCCGCUUUCAGAGCCACGCAGGUGGGAGGAUGUCGAGCACAGCUCCGUCAAAGAAGCCUUACCGCAAGGCGCCCCCGCAGCAUCGCGAAAUCCGCCAUGAGGUACCCAUCAUUCGUGACGACCAGGACGGAGUGAUCUUGGCUGAGCAGAGUCAGGAACCCUUGACGGAUGCAGAAAGGAUGAAGCUACUGCAGCACGAGAAUGAGGAGCUUCGUCGACGGCUGACGUAUGUGACGAACAAAAUGGAGGCCAUGGAGAGGGAACUGGAGUCAGGUCAGGACUACCUGGAAAUGGAACUGGGCCAGAACCGUGAGGAACUGGAGAAAUUCAAGGACAAAUUCCGUAGGUUGCAGAACAGCUACACUGCUUCCCAGAGAACCAAUCAAGACCUGGAGGAGAAGCUGCAUGCCCUGAUUAAAAAGGCAGAAAUGGACCGCAAGACGCUGGACUGGGAGAUUGUAGAGCUCACUAAUAAAUUGCUUGAUGCCAAAACCACCAUCAAUAAGCUGGAGGAACUCAAUGAACGCUAUCGACAGGACUGUAACCUUGCAGUACAGCUGCUCAAGUGUAACAAGUCUCACUUCAGGAACCACAAGUUUGCCGAUCUUCCCUAUGAGCUGCAGGACAUGGUCAAUAAGCAUUUGCACAGCACUCAGGAGUCUGCAGGCACUGGUCAAGAGGCAGCCCAUACCUUGGCACCAUCUGAUGUUGUGCCCACCUCAGUCAUCGCCAGAGUCUUGGAGAAACCAGAAUCUCUGGUUCUGAAUUCAGCCAAGUCUAGCAGUGGCAGCUGUCCCAUGGCGGAGGAUGUCUUUGUGCAUGUGGACAUGAGCGGAGCCCCUCCUGAUGCCUCCAACAGCUCAGGGCAGACGGGAAAGGAGGGAGGGGAUGCGGGGAAACAGCAGAAUGGUGGCUGCAAGCCACAGAGUAGCAUGGAAAGUGUGCCUGAGGAUGUGCCUGCCUUUGAGAAGUUAAGCCCAUACCCUACUCCCUCACCUCCCCAUCCUAUGUACCCAGGGCGCAAAGUGAUUGAGUUCUCUGAGGACAAGGUAAGGAUCCCAAAGAACAGUCCCCUGCCCAACUGCACGUAUGCUACGCGCCAGGCCAUCUCCCUCAGCCUGGUACAGAGUGAAGAUGAGAGCUGCGACAGGCACCGGACACUCCCCGGCAGCCCUGCUUCAGAGGGGCACCGUUCAGCCUCCAGCUGUUCCUGUCAGCAGUCCCCCAAAGCAGCCAGAGCUCACGGAUCUUCCCAGAGCAGCCCAUUCAGCAGCCCUCCCCAAAUCCCGAGCGCCUUUGCCAGCUCUGCCAGCUCUGAGGAGGACCUGCUGGCCAACUGGCAGCGUAUGUUUGUGGACAAGGCACCCCCCACCUCAGAGCGAGUGCUGAUGAACCGCACUGCUUUCAGCCGUGACACAGCCCCUGAGCUCCAGAAAAGGUUCAGCCGCUCUAUGCAGGAGCUGGGUAGGGCAGCCUCGGCUUACUCAGAUGGUGAGGAGUCCGCGCAGAGCUGCAGCUGGACCGUGAGCCGGGACUCGAGUGUGGACACAGACAGCACUGAGUCCAGAGCCCGCAGGAGCCAUUUCUCCUCAGACUAUGGUACAGAUUUCUCCCAGGAUGAAGCCCAGAAGCUGUUGCAUGAAAGCGGUGGAGGCAGUGCUGAGCCUGAAAGCCCCUCACCAGAGAAGCACAAGGACUAUGUGGACCUUGGCUUGCCUGAGAGCCCAGCUGAGGAAAGAGAAAUACUGCUCCAGGGAAACAAGGAGAGCAACCAAAGAGGUGCCCAAGAGGAAAGUGGAGAAGGCAGGGUCAAGCCUCCCUUCAGUCGGAUGCACCGCAGCCCCAAGAGGAUGGGGGUCCACCACUUACAUCGCAAGGACAGUCUGACGCAGGCCCAGGAGCAGGGCAACCUUCUCAGCUGAGGCAGAGCAAGAAGCAGCCACACGCUGCAGAGCUGUGGGAUGCCUCCAUCAGUCCACCUGAGGGAGAAACCUCCCUUAGUACCCUCCUCCCAGAGGGAGUCUGCUCUGAAAUUUUAUAUUUAUUCUCUUCCUUUUGCUACCUGGAAGAGCUGAGGUUCCCCUUCCCUGGCACCUCAGACCCACAGUACUAGCACAUGCAGUGUGCAAAAGCACACCCACUGCCCCGACAUGCUCACAGCUCUCUCCACAGCCUCACACUGGUGCCUGUACCAGAGCUAGUUCUUGGUACCCCUCCUCCUGGUGCCUGUGCCUCUUUACACCCUCAUCCUCCUUCCCCCUUCCCACUCAGGUACCUGAGGCCCUGGGUGCUCUUGCGCUGGUUGCCCACAGCUGCUCUGCUCUCUUUUUUCUUGUGCCAACAGGGCAGACUGCCUGUGUGGUGGCGUCUGAUUCCUCGGGAGCCCCAGGAGCCAUGAGUGGGGCACAAGGACUCUCCCAGCGGAUGGCUGUGUGCCAUGGGGAUGUGCUGGGAUUGCUGGUAUCUCAUUUUUCUGUUGGGUUUUCUUUUUCCCCAGCUGCCCAUGGGGUUGUUCUCCAGAAUCUGCCUCUGCAGAUUUCCAGCAUUGGGCCCAGCACCUGGUCCCCACAGAGGCAACACAUGGGUGCUGCCUGCUGAGGUGGUUCGGGGAGGCAUUGCCUGCUGGGCCCUGGGGUUUGUGUUUGUGUGUCUCCUCCCUCACACCUCUUCCCCUGCUCUCUGUGCUGUUGUUUUGUUUGAACAGUGCUGAUGCUUUGCUCUUGGGUGGGCUUCUUUCUUCUUUCCAAGCCUUUGGUUUUGGGGUGUAUUGUUUUUUCGUUCUCCCCACCCCGCAUAAACAGACACAGCCGUUGGCAGCCGGUCUGAUGCCUGCGUUGAGGGUGUGUUGAGGAGGCUCAGCUAUCAGAGCUGCGCUUCCCUCUGAUCCUGGCCUCCAGCCUGUAGAAACCCCUCCAGACUCAAGAACAAGGUCUUGCCCCAGGCAAGCAAGGCAUGAAGGAUGGUACCGGCUUUUCUGGGCAGGGCUUGGUGCAGGGCCAGCAGGGAUGCGAGGGCAGCAUGCUGAGGAGCUGCUCCCUGUAGAUGCACUACCUCAUGGCUCGGCAGUAGCCCUCUGCCAGGGUCUCCUUGCAUGCCCCCUUCUCUGGGGGGCUCCAGGCUGGCUCUGGUGCCUCUCUGGAGCCUUCCCUUCUGGGUGGGGCUCUCUGUGUGUUUUUCCUAGCAUAGUGUGAUAUUGUGUGACUUUUCUUCUCAGUCUUGUGUGCUCAGUGUCUGCUUGGGGGGGAGGGAAGGGGAGAGGUCUGUAGAUGUAGGUAUUUUUUUGAGGGCUUACAGAGCCCAGGCCUCCUGUUUUAAUUUUGUCCUGUGCUCUUGUCUUUCUGGUGUUUCUUGGCUACCCUGGGAGUGCGAGGCAGAGAACAGCCCAGUUCCCCUGCACCACACCCCCUUCAAACCCCACUGUCUGCCCUCAGUCUGCUGUCUGGUUUUUGAGUUGGGUUUGUGUUGUCCUCCCACCCUACACAACGAGGGCUCUUCACUGGGCUGGAGGAGAGCACCCCUGUCUCCAUGAGGGAGCUUCUGUUCAUAUGCUUACAUCAAGAUGUACAGCCGAGAGCUGCCUGAGGGCCCUGCUCCUUUCCCCAAACCCUGUCUCUGCAAAGGGCUUGCAGCUUGCAGCUGGGGCCAGCCAGGGCUUCAGCUCGAGCCUGGAGGCUCCAGGGCCAGUGAAAGGGAGCUGCAGGCCUCUCUGGCAGUUAUGUAGGUUGCUUUAUGUACCCUGGCUAGAGCUGCUGCCUACACACUUACCUUGUUUCCUGCCACCCUCUGGUGGGGAGGUGGGACUCGGUAUUUCACUGCAGUAUUUUGCUUGGUCCCUGUGCAGACAGGCUGGUGCUGAGAGCAGGAGCGUCCUCUGAGCCUGCAGAGUGUUCAUCUCCCCUGUCCCAGUCGUGGUGGCAGGAUCUUUGUAUUUGCUGUCAUCAGCUGCUCCACUGCUGCAUUUCUUCUGUUCUGCAGCGUUGCUGAGAGUUUGCACCUGCAGCAGCUGCCAGAUCCUGCCUCAUGGAUGUCACCUGGGGUUGGAUGCUCACUGAGCAAGCUGCUCUAGCUCUGAGGCUGCUGGUGGCCUGCAGUGGGGGAGGCAUUGCCCCUCAGGGCUCAGCCCCAUCUCCCCUGAAUCCUGGCAUGCUGGUCAGGGGACAAAAAUCUCUCUUGCUGAGGCAGCUGGUGCUGAUGGUGCUGGGCAGAGCCAGCCUCCCUCUGCUUUUGGUCAAGGUAGACUGAAAAGCAGAACAGUGGAGGGGUGGCAAAAGAGUGCCCAGAGCCUCGCCAGACAGUUGUGCUUUGCAGCAUUAGGCUGCUGGCAGAGGUUGAGAGGAAGCGGUGGCCUCAAGGAGCAGAGCCUUCUCCCCUUGGGCACGCUGCCCUCGGCAUUCCUGCCCACCUCCAGCAGUAUUGGCUCUGGGGCCUUGAGCUCAUCCCACUUCCAGUGUCCCAACUCCAGACUGUUAAUCUGUAACUAAUGUGUUUUUUUCUGAGAUUUUCAAACUGAUGUAUAUUUUAAGACCAGAAAUAAACUAUUUUAAAAGUA
Pipra filicauda (Wire-tailed manakin) is the source of this 5905-nucleotide messenger RNA. It is a transcript of the gene TJAP1, whose product is annotated as tight junction associated protein 1. Lineage: Eukaryota; Metazoa; Chordata; Aves; Passeriformes; Pipridae. The transcript has 10 exons. The record is from RefSeq and is a predicted model, not a curated record. Gene Ontology annotation, cellular component: trans-Golgi network. Gene Ontology annotation, biological process: Golgi organization. Bases 1386 to 3278 code for a protein of 630 amino acids.